AUGUUUGUCCGGAGUACUCCGCGGUGCGCGUCACAGGUGAGGGCUGCCGUCGUGAGGGCGAGGCCUUCGUAUGCGAGCCCACAGACACGCGCCUACUCGACGCCUGCGGCUGCGGCACCGGUGUCCAGCAGCCCGUUCGGGGGACCGCUUGUUUCGUUCAUGAACAAGCUGGACGAGCUUGCGCCGAGCUUCGACAUCAAUGGCUCGCAGAUCGAGAUCAUUCGGGAGCCUGCUGACUUCUACGAGACGCUCAAGGGAAGGAUACGAAAUGCGAAGAACCGGAUAUUCCUGUCGACGUUAUACAUUGGCAAGACAGAGAGAGAGCUGAUCGCAACGAUACAAGAGGCACUGCGCAAGAACCCCGAACUCAAGCUGCACAUCCUCACCGAUGCCCUCCGUGGUACGCGCGAGGCCCCCAAACAGUCAUGCGCCUCGCUUCUGGCUCCCCUUGUCACCGAGUUCGGUCCUGACAGGGUCGAGAUCCGAAUGUACCAUACUCCCAACCUGACGGGCUGGCGAAAGAAGCUCAUGCCUCGGCGGAUCAACGAGGGUUGGGGACUUCAGCACAUGAAGCUAUACGGUGUCGAUGACGAGAUUAUAUUGUCUGGAGCCAAUUUGUCGAACGACUACUUCACGAACCGCCAGGACCGAUACCACCUGUUCUCCUCCAAAGCCGUUACUGAUUACUUUUACGACAUACACCGUACCGUGUCAUCCUUCAGCUUUCUUGUCGAGCCCACGAGGGAACGAGCUGGGUUCGAAUUGGCGUGGCCAGUCACCAAUGCGGCGCCAUCCCCCCUGGACAGCCCGGAGAAGUUUAUCGAGACAACAUCAUCCACGCUUGCCCGCCUUAUAUCGCCUAAGAAAACACCAAGCCAUGACGAGAGCAAGGACACGCGAGUAUACAUGACGGCGCAAAUGGCACAACUUCUCCAGCCAGGGGCGUCGACAGACCAACCGGUUAUCAGGUCCCUUUUGAACUUUAUGCGCCAAGAGAAGACAACGUGGACGUUCACAGCCGGCUACUUCAACCCGAGCCGGUCACUUCAGGCCGCCCUCAUUGCGGCCCAUAGCUCCGAAGGGCAAAACGUCGUCAUCACCGCCGCACCGGAGGCCAACGGCUUCUUCAAUGCCCCUGGCGUCGCUGGUCUCUUGCCAGGCGCAUACACGUACUACCUGCGCCAGUUUGCGCACGCUGUGCACUCCGCUGGCACGGAAGACUCGAUCAAGCUCAAGGAGUGGCGGCGCGGCGUCGUCGGCACGCCUGGCGGAUGGAGUUACCACGCCAAGGGCAUCUGGGUGACGCUGCCUGGGGAAGAGACACCUUGCGUCACAUCGAUCGGCAGCUCCAAUUAUACGAACCGCAGCUACACACAUGACCUCGAGGCGGGCGCUUUGGUUGUCACAAUAGAUCAGGACCUGAAGAGGAGGCUUGGUGAGGAGCAGGCCUGGCUGCAGGAGUAUGCGAGCUUUACGACGAGGGAAGACUUUGAGACAGAGGAGAGGCAGGUUGGGUGGAAGGUCAAGGCCGCGAUGCGGAUUGUGAGACUUCUUGGCGGUGCUCUGUAG
Verticillium nonalfalfae is the source of this 1569-nucleotide messenger RNA. It is a transcript of the gene PGS1, whose product is annotated as CDP-diacylglycerol--glycerol-3-phosphate 3-phosphatidyltransferase. The record is from RefSeq and is a predicted model, not a curated record. The transcript is spliced from 4 exons. Gene Ontology annotation, cellular component: mitochondrion. Gene Ontology annotation, biological process: cardiolipin biosynthetic process. Lineage: Eukaryota; Fungi; Ascomycota; Sordariomycetes; Glomerellales; Plectosphaerellaceae. Gene Ontology annotation, molecular function: CDP-diacylglycerol-glycerol-3-phosphate 3-phosphatidyltransferase activity. Bases 1 to 1569 code for a protein of 522 amino acids.